Lodderomyces margitis is the source of this 2316-nucleotide messenger RNA. Its product is annotated as cleavage polyadenylation factor subunit. Gene Ontology annotation, molecular function: RNA binding; 5'-3' exonuclease activity; RNA endonuclease activity. Lineage: Eukaryota; Fungi; Ascomycota; Pichiomycetes; Serinales; Debaryomycetaceae. The record is from RefSeq and is a predicted model, not a curated record. Gene Ontology annotation, cellular component: mRNA cleavage and polyadenylation specificity factor complex. Bases 1 to 2316 code for a protein of 771 amino acids. Gene Ontology annotation, biological process: mRNA 3'-end processing by stem-loop binding and cleavage. The transcript has a single exon.
AUGAAUGAACAAAGCUCCUCGUUUGAUAAUGAGGAGAAUUUUAAGUUUUUCGGACUCGGAGGGUGUAAUGAGGUUGGGCGAUCGUGCCAUAUCAUUGAGUAUAAAAACAAGGUUAUCAUGUUGGAUGCUGGGAUGCACCCAGCAUUGAGUGGGCACGCAUCAUUUCCGUAUUUUGAUGAAUACGACUUGUCAAAGGUUGACAUUCUAUUGGUGAGUCAUUUCCACGUGGACCAUUCAGCAUCAUUGCCAUAUGUAAUGCAACAAUCAAAUUUUAGAGGCAAGGUAUUCAUGACACAUGCGACCAAAGCAAUAUAUCGAUGGUUGAUGCAAGACUUUGUGCGAGUGACUUCUAUCGGUAAUUCAAAAACAGAAGGUGGUAGUGGUAACGACGAAGGAGGAAACUUGUACACGGAUGAUGACAUAUUCAAAUCCUUUGAUAGAAUCGAGACGAUUGAUUUUCACUCCACGAUGGAGGUUGAUGGGAUUCGGUUUACUGCUUAUUACGCCGGGCAUGUUCUUGGAGCUUGUAUGUACUUGAUAGAAAUUGGAGGAUUAAAAGUGCUUUUUACAGGCGAUUAUUCGAGGGAAGAAAAUCGUCACUUGCCUUCCGCCGAGGUUCCUCCAGUUAAACCAGACGUUUUGAUAACAGAGUCAACGUUCGGUACAGGUACUUUGGAGCCCAAGGUAGAGUUAGAGAAGAAGCUAACCAAUCAUAUACACGCAACAAUCACAAAAGGUGGCAGAGUUUUAUUACCAGUUUUUGCCUUGGGUAAUGCACAAGAACUUUUGUUGAUUCUAGACGAAUAUUGGGAGAGAAAUGAAGAUUUACAAAAUGUCAGUGUCUAUUACUGCUCUGAUCUAGCUAGAAAAUGUAUGGCCGUUUAUGAAACCUACACCGGUAUUAUGAAUGAUAAAAUACGGCUCUCAUCUUCUUCAGAUGAUUCUAAAUCUAGUCCAUUUGAUUUUAAAUAUAUCAAAUCGAUCAGAAACCUUUCAAAGUUUUCAGAUUUAGGUCCAUCUGUAGUUGUAGCUACUCCUGGAAUGUUACAGGCUGGUGUUUCUAGGCAGUUACUCGAGAAGUGGGCGCCAGAGCAGAAAAACCUAGUCAUAUUGACAGGGUAUUCAGUGGAAGGAACAAUGGCAAAGGAUUUGCUAAAGGAACCGCAAGUAAUACAAUCUUUGAACAAUCCUGACUUGAGUAUUCCGCGGAGGAUAGGAGUGGAAGAAAUUUCAUUUGCUGCGCAUGUCGAUUUCCAACAGAAUUCUGAAUUUAUUGACAAGGUGUCUCCUUCGAAGAUUAUCUUGGUGCAUGGUGACUCUGUCCCCAUGGGUCGAUUGAAGUCCGCCUUGUUGAGUAAAUACUCUUCGCGAAAGGGAACUGAUAAAGAGGUUAAAGUGUUUAAUCCUAGAAAUUGUGAAGAGCUCAAUAUUGCAUUUAAGGGGUUGAAAAUAGCCAAAGUCCUUGGUUCACUUGCGGAGGAACAACUACAGGUAUUGAAACAGGAGAUUGAGGAGAAAAUUGCAGAGGUUGGUGAUGAAGAUGGUGACAACGAUGUUAAAAUGGUAGCUACAGAAAGUUUGGAUUCGAAAGGUCAAGUAAAUGGAGCUACAAACACCUUCAAACCUGGACAAAUAGUAUCAGGAGUACUCGUAUCAAAAGAUUUCGAGUUGGAUCUUGUACAAUUGCAGGACUUGAACGAGUUCACUCAGUUAUCAACAUCGAUCGUGAAAUCGAAAAUGAAUCUCAAGAUCAACGCAAACUUACCCUUGAUGAUAUGGCACUUGGAACAAAUGUUUGGUUAUAUCAAUGUCGUUAAUGAUGAUGCAGAUGAGUGGGAGUGUGUGAUUAUGGAUGUUGUAGACAUUUUAGUAGAUAGAUCACAAAGUCCGGGACUUUACAUAUCUGUGGAGUGGAUAAAUGACAAUUUAAUGGCUGAUUCAUUAGCAGACAGUAUUAUUGCUAUAUUAUAUUCGAUUGAUUCAUCGCCAGCAUCGGUGAAAAUGUCGUCUAAGCAGCAUUCACAUGACCAUCCACAUAUCAAACAAGAAGUCGAUGAAGGCACCCCCGUUGUGUCCAAAGCAGACAUUGCUAGUCGGAUUACUCAACUUCAGAUUCUUUUAGAGGCACAAUUUGGCGAAUCAUUGGUGAAUUUGGAGAAUGAUAAAGCCACAGUUUCAAUUGGUAAAAGUGUUGCAAAUAUAGACUACAGGAGUUUGAAAGUCGAGUGUGCUUCUAAAGUGCUAAAGGAUCGUAUAGAAACUAUUAUAAAGCGAGGUACUGUGUUAACAGCGCCGUUAGCCCUACCACCUAAAUAG